Gordionus sp. m RMFG-2023 is the source of this 2636-nucleotide messenger RNA. RefSeq names its product merlin-like. NCBI's taxonomy places the organism in Eukaryota, Metazoa, Nematomorpha, Gordioida, Chordodea, Parachordodidae. The record is from RefSeq and is a predicted model, not a curated record. The transcript is spliced from 14 exons. Bases 50 to 2389 code for a protein of 779 amino acids. Gene Ontology annotation, molecular function: integrin binding; actin binding. Gene Ontology annotation, biological process: regulation of hippo signaling; regulation of cell shape; positive regulation of protein localization to early endosome. Gene Ontology annotation, cellular component: adherens junction; filopodium; plasma membrane.
UUUAAAGAGAAGAAACAAGGAAAAAUUAAUUCCCAUCCAUGUAUCAACCAUGGAUUCUGAUUUAGAAUUUAACAUGCAUGCAAAGGCUAAAGGACAUGAUCUCUAUGAAUUGGUAUGCAAAAUUUUAGGAAUAAGAGAAUCAUGGUAUUUUGAUCUUAGGUAUAUAGACAAAUAUGGUCAAUAUAGUUGGCUCAAAUUAAAUAAAAAGGUUAUUGACCAAUGCCCAAAAUGUACAAUACCUUUUAAACCUCAAACAAAUACUAAAUAUAAUCCCAUAAUUGAACACAAUAUAAAAACUAAUAAUAUGUCCAAUAUAAAUAAAGAAAAGCCUAAAUUAUUUGAUGAUAAAUAUGAGCAACAUAUUAAUGAUGAUGGGAAUGGGAGCUAUAAUUCACCAAUUAUUUAUUCAUUUGAAUUUUUGAUUAAAUUAUACCCAGAAGAUGUUGAAGAAAUUAUUCAAGCUAAUACACUCCAUCUAUUUUUUUUACAAAUCUUAAAUUUAGUGCUUAACAUGGAUAUAUAUUGUCCACCAGAAGCCUCUGUUCUUUUAGCAUCAUACUCACUCCAGGCUAAAUACGGAGACUAUCAGGAAACUAUGUUUAAAGCUCAUAACAACUCUCAAGUGAUAUCCGAGUUGCCAGUUCGGGUAUUAAAUCAAUAUCAAAUGACAGAAUCCAUGUGGGAAGAAAGGAUCGAAACAUGGUACAUUCAUCACAAAGGCAUGAAUAGAGAGGAGGCUGAAUUGGAGUAUUUGAAGAUUGUGCAAGAUUUGGAUAUGUAUGGCAUACAAUAUUUUGAUAUCCACAACAAGAAAAAGACCGAACUUUGGCUUGGCGUUUCAGCUUUAGGCCUCAAUAUUUAUGAAAAGGAUAAUAAAUUAUCUCCAAAAAUAUUUUUCCCAUGGAACGAAAUAAGUACCGUCUCCAUGGACAUUAAAAAGUUCACCAUCAAGUUAUUGGAUAAAAACACUUCUGGGUUCGUUUUUUAUGUCGAAAAAUCGCAAACCAUUAAACUGAUACUUGAACUAUGUGUGCGAAAUCAUGAUCUGUUUUUGAGAAGACGAAAAUGCGAUUCCUUAGAAAUACAGCAGAUGAAAAAUCAAGCCAAAGAAGAAAGAGCAAGGAAACAAAUAGAAAAGGCUAAUUAUAUGAGAGAGCAGCAACAAUUAGAAGAGGUCCAGAAGAUAAAAAAAGAACUUGAACUUCAGCUGGAUAAUGUUAAAAAGGAAAACGACAGGAUUAAUCAAGCCUUGAAAAAGUCGAAAGAAACGACCGAGCUAUUGGUCGAAAAAUCAAAACUCGCCCAAGAGGAGAGUUAUCUUCUAGCUUUUAAGGCCAAACAGUCCCAAAUGGAGAUCGAAAAACUCAGGAGUUCCGUGAUGCUAGGGCAACAACAACAGCCCCAACAGUUACAAAAUAAUGUUAAUAUCAAUCCCCGUACCUUAUUAUUUAUGCCUUGUAAUGAAAGACUAAAUACCGUUACAUCGCUGAAUUAUAACAUCGGCAAUAAUUUUAACAACCUACCUUAUAAUAUAAGCAGUAACAAUGCCGCAACUUAUCAAAAUAACACCUAUUUUAAUAACAACCUUAAUAGUAAUAUAAUGAAUAAUAACGGCUUAAACGAAGCCUUAAAUAAUAUACUUUAUCCCGCGAUUAGUAACGGUUGCAAUUUUAAUAAUAUAAAUCAUGCCAAAUAUCUAUUACCUAACAUUUGCCUGGCCUUGGAUGGUUUUCCGACUUCACCCAAUUCUUUUUCUAAUGCCAACUAUAAUAUAAACAAUUCCAUUCUACCUAACGGUAAUCAUUUAGCUAAUCAUACCAAUAAAUAUUUGCUCAAUAACUCUAAUACGCUCAAACAACAUUAUCAAGAACCUUCCUUUUUGUGUGAUUUGAAAAUAAGAAGCAAGAAUAACUCGCUAGUUUUGCCUAUCAGCAACGAUCAACUGACAACCCCUUCAUAUUACAACUUCUAUCGUGAUAAUUUUUCUGCCUCCCAUCAACACAUCGGGGACGCGGCCCAUCUAAUCAAUAACUUACUCUAUAAUGUCAACGAAAAUAACCCCGGCAACGCUCCAACGACUGAUAAUUUUUACCGAGACUUCGAUUUUAUGGCCACUCAGCAUCAACUCACCACUGAUAAAGAACUCGAAUUGCUGAAUGGCCAACUCGAAAAGGAGAGGACCGAAUACUUAGAGAAAUGCAAGACACUCAGAUAUCAAUUGCAAGAGUUGAGGAAAGACUUCGAAACACUGAAAGUCGUUGAUAAAGAAAGUCCCCUGGAUAGGAUUCACGCAGAAGCUCAAAUCAGGGGCGAUAACAAAUAUUCUACUCUUAAAAAGGUAAAGAUUGGCACGAUGAAAUCCAGAGUCGCAUUUUUCGAAGAAUUAUAGCCAUUGUUUUUAUAAUCCACAAUUAAAAACCCAAAUCCAUGAGCUUCUAUCAAAAAUAUAAUUACCUUUGUUUGUAUAUAUAUAUCAUCAAAUGUUUCUUUAUGUUUGACCAAUAUUUAUUGAUAUACGAUGAAUCUACUAUGAUUAUAAAAUGUCUUCCAACACAUACUUUUACGAUUAGCAUUUAAAGUUAGCACAAUCAUUGAACUUUGUUGAAAAAUCACCUUUAUCCAUGUCACAAUUUUUU